Messenger RNA from Saccoglossus kowalevskii, 2495 nucleotides. RefSeq names its product lipoamide acyltransferase component of branched-chain alpha-keto acid dehydrogenase complex, mitochondrial-like. Gene Ontology annotation, cellular component: cytoplasm; mitochondrion. Lineage: Eukaryota; Metazoa; Hemichordata; Enteropneusta; Harrimaniidae. The record is from RefSeq and is a predicted model, not a curated record. Gene Ontology annotation, molecular function: acetyltransferase activity; lipoic acid binding.
CAGCUCAAAAUGGCAGCUAUGUGCAGACGAGGGUCUGUGUUAUUUCCCAUUAUUCGCCAAACAACAGCGCUCCAUCUGUGUAGGUCAGUUAGAACCUUGAUACCAUGGAGACAACAAAGAUGUCAUGCCAUGUUGUGUUCAUUGUCCCGGAGACAACUGAUGAAACAUCAGAAAACUAUGUUUAUAUCAAGAUUUGUACACACAACAUCCACAUGUCAAGCUGAAAUUAUACAAUUCAAACUUUCUGACAUUGGUGAAGGAAUUAGAGAAGUCAAACUUAAAGAAUGGUACUGUGAAGUGGGGGACGUUGUAAGUCAGUUUGAUAGUAUUUGUGAAGUACAAAGUGAUAAAGCUUCAGUGACAAUAACAAGUCGAUAUGAUGGAAAAAUUACAAAGUUAUACUAUGAUGUUGAAGACACUGCCCUUGUGGGGAAAGCUCUUAUCGACAUUGAAGUGGAUGAAUCUGGAGAGGUUACAGAAGUAGAAGUAUCCACUGACUCUGACUCAGAUCAUGAAUUUGAACGACAAACUCAGCAGACACUAGGGGGUAAUAAAGUGCCGGCCACGCCAGCAGUACGCAGGAUAGCAAGGGAACAUUCGGUGGAUUUAAUAAAUGUACAAGGAACAGGAAAAGAUGGUCGUAUAUUAAAAGAAGAUAUACUAAAAUAUGUAAAAGAAGGUAGACCCUCACCUAUUCUUCCUAUACAAGAAAUUGUUCCCCCACCACCAUCGCCGUCAACCAUUAAACCAAAGACAGCUGCUCCAUCAGUUAAAUCACCCCCUGCAGCUACCGCUCCACCAACGAGACCAGUGACAGUGACAGGUAAAGACAAGACAGUUCCAAUCACAGGAUUCAUGAAAGUGAUGGUGAAAACAAUGAAUGUGGCAAACCAAGUCCCCCACUUUGGUUACUCUGAUGAAAUAGAUGUUACAGAACUAGUAAAAAUGAGAAAGAGGUUACGAGAGAUUGGUGCUUCCAGGGGGAUUAGGUUGUCUUAUAUGCCCCUCUUUUUAAAGGCUGCAUCAAUGGCUUUACUCCACUUUCCCUCCUUAAAUGCACAUACGGAUGAGAAAUGUGAAAAUUUGAUUUACAAGGCUGCUCAUAAUAUUGGCGUUGCCAUGGAUACACCAAAUGGUCUAAUUGUACCAAAUGUUAAAAAUGUUGAAACCUUAUCAGUAUAUGAAAUAGCUGUACACUUGAAUAGACUACAGGAACUAGGAGCAUCCGGUAAACUGGGAACCAAUGAUUUGACUGGUGGUACUUUUACUUUCUCAAAUAUAGGAGCUAUUGGUGGUACAUAUGCCAAACCACUUCUAGUUUUACCAGAAGUAGUUAUAGGAGCAAUCGGUAGGAUUCAGGUUGUCCCAAGAUUCAACGAGAAAGAUGAAGUUUACAAAGCACAUACAAUGAACAUUAGCUGGUCAGCAGAUCACCGGGUCAUUGAUGGCGCCACGAUGUCCAGAUACUCCAACCUCUGGAAAUCUUACAUUGAAAAUCCAUCGUCAAUGAUCUUAGAUUUGAAAUAAAUAUAUUCAAAGACUUGAUGUUUUUCGAGACUAUGAUGUGAGUGUGUAUAGCAUGGAACCAAGCUCCUGUCAUGUUUGAAUACAUUACUCAUAUGACCUGACUAAAAUUUGCUUGCAUUACUGUACUAAUAUGUGAGAGAUUUGAAGGUGAAUGGUGGGUGUUGGAUCGGUAUUGACAUUAAAUUUAAGAUUCUAUAAUGAUAUGAUAGUGACGCUCACAUUCAUGUUGUAAGAAUGUACAACCAAUUUCUGCUUUCAAAGCAUACACAAUAAAAAUAGGAAUAUGAAUUAGGCCAAAAGAAAAAAGGUUUUGCCAUUUAUCAUCGCAUGUAUCAAUAUGAAACCUGCGCCUCACACACAUUUUUGUUCUCAACUCUGCGUACCUAUGAAAUGCAUACAGUAGAAUUGGAAAUGUUUGUUUUUUCUAUUUCAGAAGUUUUGUCCCAUCCCAUUAUUUAUCUUAAAUGUUGAAUAUUUAUCUUCUCUUAGUUGAUAUGAUGUAUCACUGACACACAUACACCCACCUAGUAAUGCACAUUCCCUGGACCAACAAUGAAGUGACAGAAAAUCAUACAUUGAUAUGUAGACUGGCUCUGUAUUGGCAAUUUUAUAAUACCUUUUAUGGACAAGUUUGAAGAAUCUCCUGCGUUGACAGCAAACUGGUGUGUUCUGCCACUCCCUCUAUAGUUGUCACAGUGUUGUUUUAGAUGAUAGAUAUGCUAAUGAGUAGCGUGAAUUGUAAGCUGUCAACCAAUAAUCUGAUCUGUUCUGUUCUACACAACUAUAAUGCAUACAUGACAUGAUGCAUAGAUUCCUUUAUGCAAGCGCACAUACUCUUUUAUUCCACUCCUGUGUUUUGUAACAUCACUGCAUAUCAUGAAUAAAUAAUUGUAUGUGCUUCAGAAUAAAAUAGUUGUAAUUUCACAUCAGACCAGAAUUUUAAAUACAAGAUUACAAAAUUACCAUGA